AUGGAUGACGAGCAAGCGAUGAAAGACGUGCUCCAGGAUGCGCUGGACGAGCUGGUGUCCACGCGAUCAUCCUCUACACGCGUGGGCGAAGUGCUCUCUGAGCUAGAGCGCUUUAUGGCAGAGCUGUGCUCUCACCCACAUACCGAUCAAGAGUCCGCGGAGAGGUUGUUCGUGUUCACCAGAUUGCAGGAUACGUUCGAAUGCAACGUCCCCUCGCGCAUUCUGCAAUGGAUGGCGUGUGCGCAGAAACGCCUAGAAGAGGUCGCUGCCACAGAUAGGUCCUCUUCCGACUAUCAUGACCACAAGCGCGAGAUGUCGACUAUUUCCGGACAGCUUGUGCAAGCACUCUCAAUCAUCCAGGGUGUAGCCCUCACGCACAAAGGUAGUAAACGAUUCCUGGGGAGACACUAUGCUAUGGGGACCAUACUCGACGUACUUCUUACUUCGCGAUAUGUGCCACGUAUAUCCACAAAAGACAGUGGCCGAACACCAUCCUCGGCAUCGAAUGCCAGCGGCGACAGCAGCGCCUCAUCUGGUGCAAAUCCAUUCAUGCACCUCACAUGCGUCACAAUGGACACCGUUCUCUGCAUUCUUGUGGAUUCUUCGCAAGCCAUUCGUGUCUUCGAGGAGUUGGGUGGCUUACAGGUUAUGGUCAAAUUACUGAAGCGGACAGGCUCAUCGAGGGAGAUCAGGAUGAAGUGUAUGGAGUUCCUAUACUUCUAUCUACUGGACGAGACCAGCGGCUUCACGAUGACAAAUGCCGACGGCCUACCGCAGGCGGAAGUCGAAACGCCUCUGAGCAGCGUCCCCAACUCACCGACAUCCCCCGCCGCUCAACUUAGGACACCACACCGCUCUGGGCCAUCCAUGUCUAGCCUAGGCUCCAGGGAUCCUUCCGGCUCCUCGAUUUUCUCCGCUGCCUCUUCUGCCUCCACCGCGGCAACGUCCCUCCCCUCCGUGCAGAACACACCGAAGCCGUCGGCGUACUAUCCUUUGGAAAACGAGUCGCCUACCCCGGCCCCGCGCGUUCCCUUCCCACCUGCCAGCCGUCUCGUGACACCGCCGAGCCAACGUCCACAACAGCGAAACCUCAUGAUGCUCAAGAAGGAAGUAGAAUAUACCCCACAAAGUCCCAAGAAAGCACAGAUAGCCGGGCUCGGAGUUGGCACACCGAGGUCUGCGACACCGAUGCGGAUUCAAUCGAAGCUACGGGGUUUGGAAGACAUCCUGUCGUCCGAGGCAUCUGAGACGGACGAUAAUUCCGAUCCUCUGUUGCAGCCCGCCGCGACACCGCGUGCAAAGGUCACUGCUCCCUCACACAAACGGGCAGAGUCGGUACAACCGGGGGCGAUUUCAAUGCCCUCUGCGUCCUCGUCGACCGAAGUUCCCAAGACCCCCGUGCCGCUGAGCAAACAUCGCCGAGCGCGGAGUGAACUCGACGUGCUCGGUACGCCGGCGACAAUGCCGCCUGCGCAGGGACGAGCGACAUCCUCGGCUGCAGUUCUACAGCGCGCCACGCAUCGGAAGGCAACCUAUGCCAAGACGACACAGGAAAAGAAGGAACUACUGGGCACACUUCUCGGGAACGUAGAGGUGCUGGUCGCGGGAGUGCGGCAGCAAGGUAUUUGGGGCUUGCCAGCGGGGAUUUGA
Rhodofomes roseus is the source of this 1650-nucleotide messenger RNA. RefSeq names its product CDC14-domain-containing protein. NCBI's taxonomy places the organism in Eukaryota, Fungi, Basidiomycota, Agaricomycetes, Polyporales, Fomitopsidaceae. The transcript has 6 exons. Bases 1 to 1650 code for a protein of 549 amino acids. The record is from RefSeq and is a predicted model, not a curated record.